Ilex paraguariensis (yerba mate) is the source of this 414-nucleotide messenger RNA. Lineage: Eukaryota; Viridiplantae; Streptophyta; Magnoliopsida; Aquifoliales; Aquifoliaceae. The record is from the annotation of a GenBank genome assembly.
AUGUCACAACCAGUUGAGGUUUACCCGAAUACUGUCACUAGACAGCCUUCAUCCCACUCGAAUGGAUCGUUUGGGGCAGUUUUCAUAGUCCUGGCAGUGAUAGUUGUUGCUCUGCAGCCGACGCCACGCCACAGCCACGGCCACAGCCACAGCCACGGCAACGGCCACGGCCACCAUCUGAAGGGUAAGCAAAACCAUGGGUCUCGCCCGAAAGAGGGGGAUGUCAGGCCAAAUCACAACUUCCAAUCAAGAGAUCAAGGGGAUAUCGAAUUUGGGUUCGAUCAGAAGAGAAAUCCAACUGCAAAAAUGGCUACUAAUGGAAAAGGAAAAGGGUCUAUGCAAUCUGGAAAUGGUGAGAUCAGAGGAGAAAUGAUGAUAAUGAAUUCAGAGCUGGUGCAUGACACUACUGAAUGA